AUUACAUGCCUGGUCCAACAUAAUAAUACAUUGCUCUUGUUGUCCACUUUAUAUCUCCUGUUUUACUAUUUAUAUCUUCCUUCAAACACUACUCAUUCACUCGGGCUUGCUUCAUUUCCUUGCUUUCAUGCCAAGGUCAGGUGUGCAUUAUACAUCAGCAACCAUGAGCUUGAGGACAGCCUUGCUGUUACUAGCCUUGAUGGUUUCAGUAACUUCAUCUGUUUCGACAGAUAGAGGUACUUACAUAGUUCACAUGGACAAGUCGAAGAUCAAAAGUCUUGAGACAAUGAAAUGGCAUGAAUAUGUCAUGGACUCUGUUCAUAAAUUGUCAAUUCAAGAAAAUAAAGAAGAAGAAGCAUAUCCACCCAAUGUUCUAUAUGUUUACGAAACAACCAUGUUUGGUUUUUCUGCAACACUAACUAAAUCAAACCUAAGAUCAUUAGACAAAAUCAAUGGUUUUCUCUAUGCCAUUCCUGAUGAAAUGCUGAGCCUCCACACCACUCAUUCACCAGGUUUUCUCGGCCUAAAUCCUGGCAGCGGACUCUGGCAUCCCAAGAACUUGGCUUCUGAUGUCAUAAUCGGCGUUCUGGACACUGGAAUAUGGCCUGAACACAUUAGUUUCUUCGACACUGGCAUGCCUCCAGUGCCCUCAAAUUGGAAAGGCAAAUGCGAAGAGGGCACAAAUUUUACAAUUUCAAAUUGUAACAGAAAGCUAAUUGGAGCAAGAGCUUUCUUCAAAGGUUAUGAAUCUGUUAGAGGAACUAUUAAUGAAACAGAGGACUACAGAUCUCCCCGUGAUGCAGAAGGCCAUGGUACACACACUGCAUCAACUGCAGCUGGUAAUCUUGUACCAGGUGCAAGCUUUUUUGGCAAUGCUAAAGGCGCAGCUACUGGAAUGAUGUUCACAGCACGAAUUGCAGCAUAUAAAGUUUGUUAUGCUUUCGGUUGUUCAAGCUCAGAUAUUUUAGCUGCCAUGGAUACAGCUGUCAGUGAUGGAGUCAAUAUAUUGUCACUCUCAUUAGGUGGCAUCGCAAAGCCUUAUUAUGGAGAUAGCAUAGCUAUUGCAGCACUUGGCGCGUUUCAACAGGGGGUCUUUGUGUCAUGCUCAGCUGGGAAUUCAGGCCCCUAUAGCUCCACUGUUGGCAACGUCGCACCAUGGAUCAUGACUGUGGGUGCAAGCUCCCUUGACAGGAGCUUUCCAACCACAGUUAAACUUGGGGAUGGUCAACAAUUUAAAGGGGCUUCUUUGUAUUCCGGGAAAAAUAUUAAAAGCUUGCAACUUGUGUAUGGUGCAACUGCAGGUAUACAAGGGGCUCAGUACUGUUCUAAUGGCUCCCUUACACCGGAGCUUGUGAAGGGAAAGAUUGUAGUUUGUCAAAGAGGAGGGAAUAGCCGAGCCAAGAAAGCGGAACAAGUAAUGUUUGCAGGGGGUGCUGCAAUGCUGCUUGUAAACACUGAUAAUGAAGGUGAAGACAUCUUUGCUGAUCCACAUAUAAUCCCUGCAACUUCUUUAGGAGCUUUAGCUGGUAAUGCUAUAAAGAAGUAUGUCAACUCAACUAGACAGCCAUCAGCUUCAAUUACGUUUGAAGGCACAACAUACAAGAAUGUUGCACCAGUUAUGGCAGCAUUUUCAUCUAGAGGGCCAAGUUUUAUUGGACCUGACAUAAUCAAACCAGAUGUGACAGCACCAGGAGUGAAUAUCUUAGCCGCAUGGCCACCGAAUAUUAGUCCAUUACAGCUCAAGAGCGAUAACAGAAGCGUUAUCUUCAACAUAAUCUCAGGCACAUCCAUGUCCUGCCCUCAUGUUUCUGGAUUAGCUGCACUCAUAAAGGCUGCUCAUAAGGACUGGUCACCAGCUGCAAUCAAAUCCGCCUUGAUGACAACUGCUUACACAGUAGACAGCAAAGAAUCCCCAAUAGGCGACACGGGCUCAACAGAUGGUUAUGCAACCCCUUUUGCAUAUGGUUCAGGUCAUGUUGAUCCUGAAAAGGCUUCCAACCCCGGUCUCAUCUACGACAUCACUACAAUAGACAUCCAAAAUUACCUUUGCAGUCUUAAGUAUAACUCUACACAGCUAGCCCUGUUGUCGCGGGGAAAUCUCAGUUGUCCUGGUCAUUCAAAACAUGUGCAGUCACGCAACUUAAAUUAUCCAUCCUUCGCGGUAACAUUCAGCAAGAAGGCUUCAAAAAAUGUAACUAUUACACACAAGAGAACAGUCACAAAUGUGGGGACUGCAAAGAGUGUCUAUGUUGCACAGGUGAUUGCACCAAGUGGAACAUCAGUAAGAGUCAAACCAAAAGCCCUACAUUUUUCAAGUGUGGGCAUGAAAUUGAACUAUCAAGUCAGUUUUACUACAGUUGGACAAAGGCCUGGUCCAGGUAGUUCUUCAUUUGGCUCCUUAACCUUCACUUCUGGCAAAUUUAAAGUUAGAAGUCCCAUUGCAGUUACCUGUAAGUAAAUUUAUGUCUCAGAAAGAAGUAAGAUUUACUUGGCGCCCACAAAUCUCAAGAACAAAUAAUUAUGCAAUAGAUCAGAGACUCUGGACUGCAACACUUAUAUUCUUUUCUGUUUGUUUUCCGUUUAUGAAAGCAAGCAUAGCUGAUGUUUUCCACAAACAAUGUUUGUAUUGAAAGAGUAAUUUAGUUUAAAUCUAAGCAGUUGAGAAACUCCGGUUUUCAUUA
Molecule: messenger RNA, 2681 nt
Organism: Daucus carota subsp. sativus
Lineage: Eukaryota; Viridiplantae; Streptophyta; Magnoliopsida; Apiales; Apiaceae
Product: subtilisin-like protease SBT1.1
Exons: 2
Coding region: 128-2458 (776 amino acids)
Biological process (GO): proteolysis
Molecular function (GO): serine-type endopeptidase activity
Source: RefSeq, a predicted model, not a curated record